UGACUGUAACUCUGUCCAAAGCUUCCCAUCUCUCUCACCAUCAGGAUCAACGUGCGCUGCGGUUUUAUUGACUCGGCGCUCACAGAGUAAAUCCGUGCAGAUUUGCGGGCUAACUGCAUCCCCGUCCGUCGUCUAAGAGAUUAAAGACUUGGACGUUUAUGUAGGCAUUCUUACUAUGUUCUCGGUGCGAGUCAUGCUCGCAGCGUCCGGCCUGUGCACUGACAGACCCUGGAGUGGGCUGCACAUUUGAGGGUUCGGGAGCAGAAGGCUGUGGACGUCAUGCAUACGGAUGUGGUUCUGUUCAGCGCGCUGCUCUGGAUGGUCGAGGUGUCCGGACACAAGCGCACCAGAGGGCAAAGUCUGCAUCCGUACAGACACAUCAGAUUGACACAAGAGAUGUCUCCACUGGGACUCAGUCACAAGACUGGCAGUCCGAUAUUCAAGAGAAGUCCAGAUAUAACUAAAGCCAGAGCUACGAAGUCAGAGCAGCUGCUGAGGAUAGAUGACCAUGACUUCACAAUGCGACCAGGGUUUGGAGGACCUGCUGUCCCAGUUGGAGUGGAUGUUCAGGUUGAAAGCCUGGAUGCGAUUUCAGAGGUUGACAUGGAUUUCACUAUGACCUUGUAUCUGAGGCACUAUUGGAAAGAUGAUCGUUUGUCAUUUAAAAGCAACACCAACCAGAGUAUGACCUUCGAUGGUCGCCUGGUGAAGAAGAUAUGGGUACCUGACAUGUUUUUUGUCCAUUCUAAGAAGUCGUUCACACAUGACACGACCACAGACAACGUCAUGCUGCGAGUGUACCCCGAUGGCAAAGUCCUUUACAGCCUCAGAGUCACAGUCACAGCCAUGUGCAGCAUGGACCUGAGUCGUUUCCCUCUGGACACACAAACGUGCUCGUUGGAAAUCGAAAGCUAUGCCUAUACGGAUGAUGACCUGAUGCUGUACUGGAAGGAAGGCAACAGAUCUUUAAACACGGAUGAAAGAAUUUCUCUGUCUCAGUUCCUCAUUCAGGAGUUCCAUACGACCACAAAGCUGGCAUUUUACAGCAGUACAGGCUGGUACAAUCGGCUGUACAUCAACUUCACCCUCCGGCGGCACAUCUUCUUCUUCCUGCUGCAGACGUACUUUCCUGCCACGCUGAUGGUCAUGCUGUCCUGGGUGUCCUUCUGGAUCGACCGCAGGGCUGUUCCUGCCAGAGUGCCACUUGGUAUAACUACUGUGCUAACCAUGUCAACCAUCAUCACUGGAGUCAACGCCUCCAUGCCGAGGGUGUCUUAUAUUAAAGCUGUGGAUGUUUACCUGUGGAUCAGCUUCGUCUUUGUCUUCCUUUCGGUCAUAGAAUAUGCCGCUGUCAACUACCUGUCCACCCUCCAGGAACGCAAGGAAAGAAAACUGCGGGAGAAGUUGCCGUGUACUUGCGGCUUAGCUCAUCCUGGCAUGAUGUCGGACUGCUACAGUGAAGUGGACGUCAACACCACAGGAAAUUACGGCCUGCCAGAGGAGAAUGGCAUGAGAAGGGAAAGGAUGCUGGUUGAACUGGCCAUGGAGACUGACCAGAUGACGGGCCAUGUUGGCUCCAGGGCUUACAGCAGCAUCUGGAUUGACACACACGCCAUAGACAAAUACUCCAGGGUCAUCUUCCCUGGAUCUUAUAUCCUCUUCAACAUCAUCUACUGGUCUAUCUACUCUUAAAAAGUAAAAGCUUUCAACUGAUGAGUGAAAGACCUGCCGACUUAACAGGUGCACCUGAAGUGAAACAUUUUCAUUUGUUCAUAUAAAAGUUUUGCAAAUAUACGUUUUACACCUUAAGAUGAACAGAAAGAUGGACUGAAACAAAAAUACUUUGAAGUAAAGCUGAAUCUAGUGUAAAGAGAUAUGUUUGUGUGACUAUCGUUACAUUUCACCUUCAUAAUGGAGUCAGGUCAAGGAUGCUGAAGGGCUGUACUCGAAAUGUGCUAAAACCAUGACAGCUGUUAUGGGAAAUUGAAAAAUAUCCAUUGAUUGUAUUAUAUGAAGCUAAUCGUCUAGCUUCACUUUUGCUGGAAGAUUUUCAUUGAAGAUGUCAUUUUUACUUUCACAUUUUAAGCUGUAUUAUCAAAAUGGAGGACAAACAGUUAGAUGGACUGAACUGGACUGUAUGUUUGUCUGAUUUUGCUGGAUUUAUUGAAAAAUGACCUGAGUUGGACCAUAUUAAAAGCAAUUGCAGUUUCUA
Messenger RNA from Poeciliopsis prolifica (blackstripe livebearer), 2212 nucleotides. Its product is annotated as gamma-aminobutyric acid receptor subunit rho-1-like. Gene Ontology annotation, biological process: monoatomic ion transmembrane transport; signal transduction; nervous system process. Bases 280 to 1692 code for a protein of 470 amino acids. NCBI's taxonomy places the organism in Eukaryota, Metazoa, Chordata, Actinopteri, Cyprinodontiformes, Poeciliidae. The transcript is spliced from 10 exons. The record is from RefSeq and is a predicted model, not a curated record. Gene Ontology annotation, cellular component: membrane; synapse; GABA-A receptor complex. Gene Ontology annotation, molecular function: GABA-A receptor activity; extracellular ligand-gated monoatomic ion channel activity; neurotransmitter receptor activity.